UUUCCAUAUUUCUGUAAAGAGGAGAAGGCAGUGAGAGAGGAGCGAGUGGGAACGGGGGUGUCGAAGAGAAAAGGUGAAGCAGGAGGAACCUGGACUGAGACCGACAGUUAGAAAAACUUCUCGGGAUUUUUUUCCCCCCACUUUCCAGCAUUUUCCCAGGCGACAGUCGUUGUGAGCAGCAGCGGUAAAAUGCCGCGGGCCUUUCUGGUGAAGAAGGCCAACGUUUCUCCAGGUAAACGGAACUGGAGCGAAGUGUCCGACCAUGAACGAGGAGACGUUUACAUCCCAGUGUCCAUCUUUCCUUCGUCUGCUCUGAUGAUGGAAGCUGAAGCCAGUCCUGCUGAGACCAUGCCCCUCUGUUUGACCAAACACCCAGUGUCAGAUCCUCAGACUCAGGCUGAACUGCCGUCCAGCACCGUUCUGGGUCAACCUCAGGGUCCAGAAGCUGCUGCCCCAGAGGAGCGGACUGAGGUCAGGAGGAGGACACAGGGAGGGUCUACCUACAUCAGGUCCAAAAUCAAGGUGACUACAGGAGAGUUGCCGUCAGACCCUACUCCACUUCCCCUUGAUUCCUCAUCUCCUUCCUCCAUCUAUCAAACCCUGGAGACAACAACCACCAUCCCAGUCUCCAUAGCAAACAGGCCCACAAACCAAUGUUCAGCCACAUCAUCUGGACUGUUCUUAUGUCAGAUUUGUCAGAAAAGCUUCCAUCACCAGCGGAUGUUGAACAGACACAUCAAAUGUCACAAUGAGACCAAGAGACAUUUGUGCACCUUCUGUGGAAAAGGCUUCAACGACACCUUCGACCUAAAGAGACACGUCCGCACCCACACAGGAGUUCGUCCGUACAAGUGCACUCUGUGCGACAAGGCCUUCACUCAGCGAUGCUCACUGGAGUCUCACAUGAAGAAGAUCCACAGUGUCACACUCAAGUACGCCUACAAGGAGAGACGCAACAAGCUCUACGUGUGCGAAGAGUGCGGUCACACGGCGGCCACGCAGGACGAGCUCCUUCUCCACCUUCACUCACUUCACCCGGACAGUGCUCUGCUGAAGGGGAAGACAACAAAGAGAGGAGCAGAGGCGGCAGGGAAAGACGAAGGUUCAGUGGGAGGAUCGGCACCGGGGUCACCUCAAGGAGCUGACAGUGACGAUACCACUGGAUCAGCAGAACCAUAGAGGAGUCUGAGUGGGGUGGAGGACUGAGACAGAGGGAGAAGUUCAAGUUCCAUUGUGCAACAUUUAGUGGUGUUUACUUUAACAAGGAUUGAUAAUAAAGUCUGUCUACAGAAGUGGAGCGAUGACAUACAAUAAAAAUGGUUCCUAUUGGUCUUAGAGGCCACAUCAGGUGUUUUAUGUUAUCUACUUAUAUACAACUGUUCGAUUAGUGUACACCAACAGCAUGCCAUGCUAACAAAGUAUAAACACCUUGAACUCAAUUAAAGGAAUUAAAUCUUGCAAGUGAUGAAAACCCAAUUUGUAAGCUGCAGUGGAAGAGGA
This is a messenger RNA of Cynoglossus semilaevis (tongue sole), 1500 nucleotides long. It is a transcript of the gene ovol1a, whose product is annotated as ovo-like zinc finger 1a. The record is from RefSeq and is a predicted model, not a curated record. Gene Ontology annotation, molecular function: RNA polymerase II cis-regulatory region sequence-specific DNA binding; DNA-binding transcription factor activity, RNA polymerase II-specific. NCBI's taxonomy places the organism in Eukaryota, Metazoa, Chordata, Actinopteri, Pleuronectiformes, Cynoglossidae. Gene Ontology annotation, biological process: regulation of transcription by RNA polymerase II; epidermal cell differentiation. The transcript is spliced from 5 exons. The coding region runs from base 190 to 1179 and encodes 329 amino acids. Gene Ontology annotation, cellular component: nucleus.